AUGCGCAAAUUCAACCAAAAGCUUAAACCAAACGCCCGUUGGUACUUUGACAAAGGACAUAUUCUGCGGAUACGAAUGCAAUUGUCUCGCAAUGCUCCAACUGCCAUAUAUCUCGCUGGACAUACAGAGGUGCCGAUGACCAAGGGUCCCAGGAGCUAUUGGCCUGUGGGUGUAAACGCUCACACAAAUUACCUCGAAGCAUCGAACGGACAAUUCAAUUACAUUUAUUACGAGGAAAUGCGCCAGCUAUUAUUCGAAGGCCCCCACUUACAAUCGGGACCGCUCCUGUUCAUCACCGAGGUUGCCAUUGCGAUAACUUUCUUCAGAAUUCAGAUGACAUUGUGCAUUUUGCUGCCACCUCUCCUGGAGAGCGUUCGCGUUAUUCAGAGUGGAGCGAUAUUCACUAGGACUCUUUGUGAUAUCAACCCAAGUGAAGCGUUGUCGUUGAGCGAGAUCAUAAAACGACUUAGUGAGAAGAUUACGGAGCAUGGUCAGCGACCAAGGAUUUAUUGUUCGAGGAAAAUGGACGAAGCUCAUUUCUUCAAACAUAUGAGGUUCUAUUAUCCUUGGGCCGACUCUAGUGCUAGUAGUGACUCUAAUUCGAACGCCGGCAGUCUUCGAGGUAUCGAAUUAGUUUCGUCGGCCCACGAGAUCGAAGAGAGUGACUUUUAUGCGGUUGUGAACACGUACCCGACCGAGGAGUGGCUAAAGUUUGACUCCAAUUUCCAACUCAAAUGCGGGAAGAAAGAUACGAAGAAGAUGGCGAGAUGGGCCAGGCAAUUCUACCAUAGCUUAGAGGUUUUAUGGGAUAACCAGAGGCACAAUCACAUUCGGGGCAGGGUUCUACCAGCUACCACUGAAAAUCUACGAGAGCUGCUCGCUAGAAUCGAAUUUCGUGAAGCUCCGACUCUUUUCUACCUAUCUGGACACACAGAAAUCAAGGACCAGGAACGCACUUACUUGACCUCGGAUUGCCUCCAGCACGGAGUCAUAUCGACGGAUAUGACUCUGCGCUACUCGGAAAUGGGCCGUCAAUUGAUGUCACAAGAAUCUUCUCGACCAUUGAUCUGGGUAACCGAGGUUUGUGAUUGCGAUAAUUUCAUGAAACUACCGUAUGUGUAUUGGUGCGAAGAUGGGCAAGUCAAUUGCAAAGAAACCGGUUUCGAUUGGCACUGGGCCGAGACGUAUGCACUCCAUUUUGCAGCGACAUCACCUAACCAGCAUGCAAUUACAUUUGAAGGUAGCUCAGGCGCUGUUUACACAAAUGCGCUACAAAGGGUGGCUUUCGAUCAGGAUUUAUCACUUAGGGACAUCACCCUGGACCUUCAACUCACUAUGAACGAUAUGCUAGGACAAGCACAAUGCAAUCAAACUCAAGAGCACGCAUUUACUCCUCCCAUAGACUCGACCAAGGGGACCUGUUCGCCACUCUUGGGUUUAGCCUGA
Messenger RNA from Rhizoctonia solani, 1446 nucleotides. Its product is annotated as ICE-like protease (caspase) p20 domain protein. The record is from RefSeq and is a predicted model, not a curated record. The transcript has 27 exons. Bases 1 to 1446 code for a protein of 481 amino acids. Lineage: Eukaryota; Fungi; Basidiomycota; Agaricomycetes; Cantharellales; Ceratobasidiaceae.